AGUUCGCUCAGAGUGUCAUCGGCUACUACAAAGUCAGUCACGAUUACAACCAGUCAGUGUUGACAAACAUUUCCAUGUUGGUACCUCGUUGGAGAUAAGACACCACGAGGUUCAUACAAGCUGUUAUAUAUACAUAGGUUUUCAAUUUAUUGGUGGUGGAACAUAUCGAUUGGUGGCACAUAUCUGAAACCAUGUCUGAUUUAGACGAAGUUAUUUACAAAGCGGAUCAAUUCAUUGAAAACUGCGAAUUUGAAGAAGCUUGCAACCUGCUUCGACAGCACAUGAGUCCCCCGAAAUAUGAAGUUCUUCGUCGCCUGGCAAAUUCUCUGUACAGUCUGGUCAGAGAGUGGUAUCGAACGGAUAAGAAACGAGCGGAUAAACUAAUCCUCGAAGGCUACGACAUCUCGUCCAAACUACUGGAAGUAUCGCCCAAUGCGUCCCCUUCGCACAAAUACUACGCCAUAUUCCUCGGCGAAAAGGCUGGAAUCUCCGGACCAAAGCAACAGAUCAUGUCCUUGGUCAAUGUGCUCUCUCACAUCAAAACCGCCAAUCAACUGGACCCAUUGGAUCCCUUCGUGUGGUACUUGGAGGGAGGUUUCUACGAGAAACUGCUUUGUUUGCAUUGGUUCGAAAAGAAGUUUGUGUACACGCUGAACAAAGAACUGGUGCGGCCAACGUACGACGAUGCGCUUAGGUGCCUGCUGAAGGCAGAGGAGAUUAAGCCCAACUUUUUCUACUACAAUCAGUACCUCAUCGGGAAGAUCUAUUUUGACCAGAAGGAAUUUGAUACGGCAAAACCGUAUCUUUUAAAGCUAGCUAACCUUAGAAUACUCAGAACCGACGAUGAUAAGCGAGCCAAAGAGGAAGCGGAGAAAAUGUUGGCAAACAUGUAAUCUCUCUACAGAAUCGAAGUGAUUUGUGUCUC
Molecule: messenger RNA, 925 nt
Organism: Ochlerotatus camptorhynchus
Lineage: Eukaryota; Metazoa; Arthropoda; Insecta; Diptera; Culicidae
Product: regulator of microtubule dynamics protein 1-like
Exons: 3
Coding region: 192-893 (233 amino acids)
Cellular component (GO): spindle microtubule; mitochondrion; cytoplasm
Molecular function (GO): microtubule binding
Source: RefSeq, a predicted model, not a curated record